Molecule: messenger RNA, 936 nt
Organism: Pseudophryne corroboree (corroboree frog)
Lineage: Eukaryota; Metazoa; Chordata; Amphibia; Anura; Myobatrachidae
Product: olfactory receptor 11L1-like
Exons: 1
Coding region: 1-936 (311 amino acids)
Biological process (GO): G protein-coupled receptor signaling pathway
Cellular component (GO): membrane
Molecular function (GO): G protein-coupled receptor activity; olfactory receptor activity
Source: RefSeq, a predicted model, not a curated record
AUGCAGUAUAACAAUUUCAGUUCGGUGACUGAGAUACUACUCUUGGGAUUUCCGGGAUUUAAAAGUUUCAAGAUUUUCUUCUUCCUUCUGCUACUAAUCAUCUUCUGUCUGACACUAUGUGGAAACCUUCUGAUCAUAGUGUUGGUGUCCUGCAGUAGCCAACUUCACUCCCCCAUGUAUUUCUUCCUCACCCAGCUGUCCUCAUCAGACAUCUUACUUACGACAAGUAUUGUUCCAGUCAUGCUCCGUGCUGUAUUGUAUGAAGGAAGCACCAUAUCUUUUAUAGGCUGCUUGGCUCAAUUUUAUGUUUUUACAGCCUCAGAAGCAUUAGAGUGUCUUCUCCUUACAGUGAUGUCCUAUUAUAGAUACCAGGCCAUUUGUAACCCCUUACAUUAUGCAUCUGUAAUGGACCGUGCUUUUUGCCUAAACAUAGUUCUAUGCUGUUGGCUGUUUGUCUGUGCCAUAAUACUGAUGAUUUCCCUAACAAUGAAUCAGCUGCAGUUCUGUGGGCCGAACAUCAUUGACCAUUUCUUCUGUGAUUUUGCUCCUCUCCUUAAACUAUCUUGUUCAAACACAUUAGUAAUUGAAUUGGAAAGUGUUUUAUUAUCAAUACCUCUUGUUAUAUGCCCAUUUACUGUAAUCAUUAUUUCAUACACAUAUAUUGCUUUCACCAUCCUAAAAAUACCUUCCGUUACUGGGAGACAGAAGACCUUCUCCACCUGCAGCUCUCACCUCUCUGUGGUAUCUGUAUACUAUGGAUCACUUAUUAGUAUCUAUUUAUUUCCACAUCAGGAAGUUCUAAAUAAAGUUCUGUCUCUGUUAUACACCGUUGUAACUCCCCUGCUUAAUCCUAUAAUAUAUAGCUUGAGGAACAAGGAUAUUAAGGAGAAUUUCAAAAAAUUAUUGGCUAAUUUAUCUACCUCCUGCCACUCAUGA